Molecule: messenger RNA, 2133 nt
Organism: Heterostelium album PN500
Lineage: Eukaryota; Evosea; Eumycetozoa; Acytosteliales; Acytosteliaceae
Product: RNA-binding protein
Exons: 5
Coding region: 1-2133 (710 amino acids)
Biological process (GO): mRNA alternative polyadenylation
Cellular component (GO): mRNA cleavage and polyadenylation specificity factor complex
Molecular function (GO): mRNA binding
Source: RefSeq, a predicted model, not a curated record
AUGGACGACUAUGACAUAUAUGGUGAUUUCAAAUCGACAACUGAUAAUCAUGAUGAUGAUGAUGAUGAAAACAAUAAUGAUGAUGAUGAUGUAAAGGAUAAGAUUGAAAAGAAUGAUCACGAUGAUAAUAAUGUUGGUGGUGAUUCAAACAAUAACAAUGAAGAUCAUCAUCAUAAUCUUGAUGAUGAUAAUGAUUAUAAAAUGAAGAGUGAAAACAAUAGCAAUGGAGAUGAUGAAGAUGAUCAACAGCAUCAUGAUGACACUGGCAAUAACAAUGAUGAUCAUCAAGACGAUGCUGAUCAAAACGACGAUGACGAUCGAUAUGAAAGACGUACUAGAACAAAUAACAAUGACGACGAUAACAAAUCAAACACCGACACUCCAACUCAUUCCAUUCAAUCAAUAGAUGAUGAUACAAACAAUGAUAGUCAUAAUGAAGAUGAGAAAGAUUUAUCAUUUAUGGAAGAUAGUGCUCAUCCAACUGAAGGAGGAGAUCAAACUGAUAUUCCGCCAGCUCUAUUCGUUGCUAAUUUAGAAUGGUGGACAACAGAACAGAAUUUAGAACAAUUAUUCUCAGAGUUUGGAAAGCUAAAGAACUUGAAGAUUUUCGAAAACGAAACAAAUGGAAAAUCAAAGGGUUAUGCAUUUGUUGAAUUACAAUCACAUGAUAUUGCACGACAAGCAAAAGAGAAACUUAAUAACAAGGAAUUAAAUGGAAAGACAAUCAUUAUAAAAUCGAUGAAUCAACAUACUUAUCAACAGGUUCUGCUUGCUUUUAAGACUGGAUCGUUUAAACCGUUGACUGGCGGAGGUUCCGGUGGUAGCGACGGUAGCAAUGGAGCCGAUAAACACUACGCGCAUCAUCCACAUCACAUGGCAAUGGGAAUGCGUGGUGGCAGAGGUGGAAAACGUGGUGGUGGAAUGCCGAUGGAUCCAAAGAUGAUGAUGAGAGGUCCGCCCAAUGCCGGUGGUCGUGGUGCACUGCUACAACCGCCUCCCGAGUAUAUGUAUGGACCGAAUGGUGUGCCUAUGGUGGGCAGAGGUGGCGGUGGUCCCGGUGGAAACAGUGUGGGACGUGGCGGACAUCCCAGUUCCUAUCACAAGGCGUUUAGGGGCGGUGGUCCACCUCCACCCAAUAUUGGCAGGGGAAUGCGGUUCCCACCUCCACCGCAUAUGGGGGUUCCUCCUGGAUAUCCACCUCCUCCCAACGCUUUCUACUAUCAGGAUAUGAGGAUGAUGAAUCCCAAUGCUCCGUAUCCUCCCUCUGGGGUUGACGAUGAAAGGGACAGAGAUAGAGAGAGGGAAAGGGAGAGGGACAGGGAAAGAGAUAGGGAGAGGGAUAGAGAUUUGGGUGAGAAACGAAAGAGAGAAGAUGAAUUGGAUGAAAGAGAAAAGGACAGAAUCAAAGAGAGAGAUAGAGAGAGAAAGGAGCAUGAUAGAGAUAGAGAUAGGGAGAGAGAUUCAAGAUCACGUGACUCCACUAGAGAUAGGGAUCGCGAUAGAUAUAGUAGUAGAGACGACGAUAGAGAUAGGGAUAGAGACAGGGACAGAGACAGAGAUAGAGAUAGAGACAGAGAUAGAUAUAGCAGUAGAGAUGACGAUAGAGAUAGAGAACGUGAACGUGAGAGAGAACGCGAGCGUGAGAAAGAACGUGAGCGCGAGAAAGAACGUGAACGUGAGAAAGAGAGAGAACGUGAACGUGAGCGUGAAAAAGAAAAGGAAAGAGAACGUGAACGUGAAAAAGAGAGAGAAAGAGAGAGAGAAAGAGAACGCGAAAAGGAAAGAGAACGCGAAAGAGAGCGUGAACGUGAACGUGAGAGAGAAAGAGAGCGUGAACGUGAGAAAGAACGUGAACGCGAGAAGGAAAGAGACAGACUAAAGGAUAGAGAUAGAAAGAGUGGUAGUAGCAGCAGCGGCAACAGUAGCAGCAGCAGUAGUAUCAAUGGAAGUAAUAGUGGUAGCGGUAGUAGCAGCAGUAGCAGUCGCGACAAAUCACGAGGUAGCUCAAGAGGACAAUCAUCUCAAGAUUUCGAAAAACAAAGAGAAAGAGACAGAGAAAGAGAAAGAGAAUUGGAAAAGAAAAAAGAAAGAGAGAAACGAUUUGCAAUGAAACCAACUAGUUCCUCAAAAUAA